Cheilinus undulatus (humphead wrasse) is the source of this 1892-nucleotide messenger RNA. Its product is annotated as histone-binding protein RBBP4. Gene Ontology annotation, molecular function: histone binding. Bases 109 to 1383 code for a protein of 424 amino acids. The record is from RefSeq and is a predicted model, not a curated record. Gene Ontology annotation, biological process: regulation of gene expression. NCBI's taxonomy places the organism in Eukaryota, Metazoa, Chordata, Actinopteri, Labriformes, Labridae. Gene Ontology annotation, cellular component: NuRD complex; ESC/E(Z) complex; nucleus. The transcript is spliced from 11 exons.
CGAGCGUGUUGUAUUGAGUUGGCGCCAUUGCACGUUUUCGUGCGGUUGACAAAGUUUCUCAUAGUUAUUGCUACUUUUUGGCUGUGUUAGUGGGUUAACUUUGACACAAUGGCUGACAAAGACGCUGCCUUCGAUGAUGCUGUCGAGGAAAGGGUCAUCAAUGAGGAGUACAAGAUCUGGAAGAAGAACACGCCUUUCCUGUACGACCUGGUCAUGACUCACGCGCUGGAAUGGCCCAGCCUUACUGCUCAGUGGCUGCCAGAUGUCACCAGACCAGAGGGGAAGGACUACAGCGUGCACAGGCUGGUUCUGGGAACACACACUUCUGAUGAGCAGAAUCACCUGGUUAUUGCUAGUGUUCAGCUCCCGAACGAUGAUGCCCAGUUUGAUGCCUCACACUACGACAGUGAGAAAGGAGAGUUUGGAGGUUUUGGUUCAGUAAGCGGAAAGAUAGAGAUUGAGAUAAAGAUCAACCACGAGGGAGAAGUAAACAGAGCCCGCUACAUGCCUCAGAAUCCCUGCAUCAUUGCCACUAAGACCCCCACCAGCGACGUGUUGGUCUUUGAUUACACAAAACACCCUUCCAAGCCAGACCCAUCUGGAGAAUGCACCCCAGAUCUGCGUUUGAGAGGCCACCAGAAGGAAGGAUACGGACUCUCCUGGAACCCGAACCUUAGCGGCUGCCUCCUUAGUGCCUCUGAUGACCAUACUAUCUGCCUGUGGGACAUCAGCACAGUGCCCAAGGAGGGAAAGAUUGUAGAUGCAAAGACCAUUUUCACAGGCCAUACUGCUGUGGUGGAGGAUGUCUCCUGGCACCUUCUCCAUGAGUCACUCUUUGGAUCGGUGGCUGAUGACCAGAAACUUAUGAUCUGGGACACACGAUCCAACAACACCUCCAAGCCCAGCCAUGCAGUAGAUGCGCACACAGCUGAGGUCAACUGUCUUUCCUUCAACCCCUACAGCGAGUUCAUUCUUGCUACCGGCUCUGCUGAUAAGACCGUGGCUCUUUGGGACCUGAGGAAUCUGAAACUUAAGCUGCACUCAUUUGAGUCUCACAAGGACGAGAUUUUCCAAGUUCAGUGGUCCCCUCAUAACGAAACCAUCCUGGCCUCCAGUGGCACUGACAGAAGGCUUAACGUGUGGGACCUCAGCAAGAUCGGAGAGGAGCAGUCACCAGAGGAUGCUGAGGACGGUCCUCCUGAGCUGCUGUUCAUCCACGGAGGACACACAGCUAAAAUCUCAGACUUCUCUUGGAACCCCAACGAGCCAUGGGUCAUUUGUUCUGUAUCAGAAGACAACAUCAUGCAAGUCUGGCAGAUGGCUGAAAAUAUCUACAACGACGAGGACCCAGAGGGAGCUGCAGAUCCCGAGGUCCAGGCAUGAGUCCAGUCUCCACAUCUCUUCAUUCGACCUGCUUGUUAAAAAUGGAUCCAUUUUCCAGCGUUGGGUGCAUUAGCAGUAAAGUCGUCUAACAGCACAUUAUUGGCACUGAUGACAGCUCAAGGAAAGAUGCUGUUUUUAUCACCAUGUUGUGAACCAUUUAAAGUAAGUCUGUAUCAGUCUUAUCCUUAGAUCUUUGCAGUUUUUCAGACUCUGAGUCAUCAGUUUGGCUUGUGGUGAAACCGUCGCUGAUGUAUCCAUUAGCUUUCAGGUUUGCUCUUUGAUGGUCUCUCUUCUUGCAUCUUGAUAAGUUGUGCUGAAAACAUUUCUAGGGUCCAUUUUUAAUGAAAUUGUACAUAACCUUGGCUUUUCUUGAGAUUUCUUGAUGAAUUUUUCCAGACUGUGAUUUGUCACUUUUAUGUGUUUUUCUUUUCUUCUGCAAUAUUUUGUCCCAUGCUGCAUCUGAUCUCCUGUGUACUUGUGUAUAUUCAUAAUAAAAUAUUUACAGAGAA